This is a messenger RNA of Opisthorchis viverrini, 997 nucleotides long. RefSeq lists its product as hypothetical. The record is from RefSeq and is a predicted model, not a curated record. Bases 1 to 867 code for a protein of 288 amino acids. The transcript is spliced from 8 exons. Lineage: Eukaryota; Metazoa; Platyhelminthes; Trematoda; Opisthorchiida; Opisthorchiidae.
AUGGCCGUGGAUUUACCGGAAGCCGAUCGCACAUGGGUGUUUUUCGGUAACAAGUGGUGCCUGCGAGAUAUGGUUGUCUUGUGUGUGCUGUUUUCCCCUUUCAUACUGUGUGCUUUUUGUUCCGGGGAAGUAAUCAGCAUCAAUUCCACCAAUUGGCAUGAAACUUUCAACGACGAGUGGUUCCUAGAAUUUUUCGCCCCGUGGUGUCCAGCUUGUCGACAGUUUUCUGCCGUGUGGAAGCAGCUAUCUGAUGAGCCAGGUCUUGGUGUACACAUCGCAGCUGUGGAUGUCACAGAAAGUCCCGUACUCAGCUUCGUCUUUUUUGUUCGUCAACUACCAACACUAUUUCACGUAAAGGAUGGUGUAUUCAGGCUAUACAAUGGAUCACGAAACUUCAUCGACCUGCACCGGUAUCUGACCGAGAAACAGUAUAUUCACACGGAGCCUAUCCCAUGGUACUACUCACCAUCAACAUUUCAUAUGCAAUUAUUCUUCCGGUUUAUGGAACUCGGCAUGACAAUAACAAACGUUCACCAGUAUCUGCUUGACUCCGGCUACCCCACAUGGUUGUCCUUUAUAAUCAUCGGAUCUGGGACUAUUAUUUUUGGCCUUGUGCUCGGGACAAUUCUUGUCAUUCUGUUCGACUGCAUCGUACCUCCAAGACCACAAAUUUGCCGCUUCUUCACCAGGAGGGAAGAUCCACGAAAAUCAACGAUAUCACCGUCAACCAGUACCACUAAGAAAAUCGAGGAACGUGAAGUAAUAACGCAUGGCACCCAUAAGUUAUCGGUGGACGCAUCAGGUGAGCACCAAGAUGAAUCAGAGGAGUUGGAAGUACGCAAACGCUCCGGAGAUUCCAAGGAUUAGAACCUCUAUCGAUUUUUUUAUUGUUCUGUUGAUUAGCCUGGGCGAUACCGGUGUGUGUUUCCAUGUUGUUUCUCUCACUUGUGUCUGUCGCUCAGCUUAGUGUUUCAGAAUAAAACUCGUUUUAUCUUUG